ACGCCGUUCUGAAGUGAAAGAAAAAUUUGAUUUUAAUUUUUACGUCAACAAGUAACUACCUAAAUAGUGUGUUACGUGAAAAUUGAAAGUUUUUCUGUGUUCCUGUGCCCUUGAGCGAGCAGUGUGUUCCCGGUUUUUGGAAAGUGUCCUAAUUUAUCAAUAAUUGUUAGCCUCUGUAUUAAUAAAAUGGAAGAAGUCACUUCGAUAAAAGAAGAACAGUGCGAUAUGUUGGAAGUGGAAGAGCCUGCUGCGAUAAAAGUGGAAGAGGUUAUGAUAUCGGACGUUCUGGAGCCGGGAGUUGAUCCAUCGAUUAGUGUUAAUGAUGCCCAUUCCGAUAAAACGACGGCAGUAACGGCCCAAGCCCAAGCUUUGCUAUGUGGCGCAGGUAGUGCUGUUAAGCUAGAACCCAGCUUAGAAGCCACCAUCGGCGAUCAAGUGGAAGAGUUUGUCAGCGAGGAGAAUGCGGCGCCGCCGGCGCCGGCGACUAAUGAUGAAGCUCCAGCUGCUUCCAGUUCGAGCAACUACUGGUGGCACGCUGAUCCUACUGGCGACAGUCGGUCGAAACACAUUUGCAAUAUCUGCGGUAAUGGAUAUAAGACCAAAUACAUUCUUGCGAAGCAUAGGAAAGUUCACACCGCAACGCAAUCUUUCGGAUGUGACAUAUGCGGUCAACUUUGUACCCCGAGAACACUACGGCGGCAUAAAAUUAUAAAUCACACGGUGGAAAAAAAUUUUGCCUGUAACGUAUGCGGCACUGACUUCCAUAUGAAAGACCAGCUAACGAGGCACUUGAGACUGCACAGCUCGGAACGCCCCCACCGGUGUCCGGUUUGUGGAAAAGAUUUUCGAGUUCCGUACAGGCUCGCACUGCAUAUGCAGUAUCACAGCGCGGAGCGACCGUUCGAAUGUGACAUUUGCGGCAACUGCUUCAAGUCAAAGAGUAAUUUACUUUGUCACAAGAACCGCUACUGUCAUAAGGAAGUCCAGUCAUCCGUUAAGCCAACACCGUACAAAUGUGACCAGUGUGGUUCUGGAUACGCUCAUAGAAGUAGUCUUAAUUUUCACAAAAAGACAAGCCAUGUAUGA
Sabethes cyaneus is the source of this 1086-nucleotide messenger RNA. RefSeq names its product putative zinc finger protein 66. The record is from RefSeq and is a predicted model, not a curated record. The coding region runs from base 187 to 1086 and encodes 299 amino acids. Gene Ontology annotation, biological process: regulation of transcription by RNA polymerase II. Gene Ontology annotation, cellular component: nucleus. The transcript is spliced from 2 exons. NCBI's taxonomy places the organism in Eukaryota, Metazoa, Arthropoda, Insecta, Diptera, Culicidae. Gene Ontology annotation, molecular function: RNA polymerase II transcription regulatory region sequence-specific DNA binding; DNA-binding transcription factor activity, RNA polymerase II-specific.